Messenger RNA from Fonsecaea monophora, 594 nucleotides. RefSeq lists its product as hypothetical. The record is from RefSeq and is a predicted model, not a curated record. The transcript has a single exon. The coding region runs from base 1 to 594 and encodes 197 amino acids. NCBI's taxonomy places the organism in Eukaryota, Fungi, Ascomycota, Eurotiomycetes, Chaetothyriales, Herpotrichiellaceae.
AUGUCGAACCGCUUGGGCCUGAUUCCAACCUCGGACCUCACCGAGGAUCAAAGAUCACUGCACGACGACUUCACCCAAUCCAUCCAAGCGCGUUACCACUCCCCGUCGCGGUCGCCGCGGCUGAUUCUCGACGACGGCACCCUGAUUGGACCAUACGGAAUCCUGCUCCAUCAUCCUGAAGUGGCGCGGCCGUUCCAGGCCAUCGUUAGAGCCCUGCAGACGAUCCCCGGCCUGUCUCUGUAUGGCCGCGAAGUUGCGAUUGCGGUGGUGGGGUCGCGCACGCAGGCCGCCUAUGAAAAUUACGCGCACCAUAUCAUCGCCACUCAACGGGCCGGGAUCACCGAGGCCGAAUUACAAGAGAUCAACACAGGCAGAUGUCCCGGCACGUUGACAGAUGAAGGGAAAACCGUUUUCGAGCUGGCGACCGCUCUGGGCAAGCCGGGGCCUCUCGACCAAACGAUUUACGACAAGGCGGUGCAGGUGUUGGGCAAGGACGGCGCAGCAGCCGUCAUCCAUUAUACGGGAUUUUAUAGCUAUGUCAGCGUGAUCCUCAACGGGUUCGAUGCCAAGGUACCUGAGGAUGCUCGAGGCUGA